UCGAGAACAGUUUUGAAGAGUUCGCGAUGUCUUGGUUUUUUUUUUAUUUUUCAAUAGUAUAAUAUAUAUUUUCAGGCACACUGCUUAAGCUCUAAGAUGCCAAGGGUAUUUCCUAAUCUUAAUUAACGACUAACUUAAAACUAGAAUAGUAUCAUUAGAUUAUGUCGUCUAGAAUUUUUGAAAAAAGCUUUUAGCUGGUAUUCGGCAGGUGUCGCGCGAUGUCUUGGUGAUUUGACGUGCAGUGUUGUGUGAUUAAGAAAUCGAAAAAGUGCUUAGCAGUGCGUUGAGCCGUGUGUUGUGACUGUCAUAUACUUAGAAGCUUUAUGACACCUAUAAUAAAAAUCAUCACCUCAGUUUGUGAUGCAUACUUGAGUAGCUUGCCGUUCUCCGAUGCUCAGAUGAUGCUAAUAACUCCUCGACAAGGACGUCCAAAGAUAUUGUGAAAUCGAUACUGCAUAUGAAUGCACUCAGUAUUGCUGGAUGCUGCAAACAUCAGAGAUCUAAACGCAUCCAGAAGUGAAUAAGCCACGAGUGUCAGCUAUGAAGAGCCGCAGAAGGAAAACGUAGGAAAGAAAAGUGCUUACUGCCGUCAUAACCUAUCCACUGCUAGGCCGCCGAAACUCACAUCAGCCGCAGAUUCCAAGACGAAAAGGCCCGCUCUUCGACCGAGUGUAUGGACAGAGAAAAUGAGGUGAAGUGUGUUUCGCAGUCCUAGAAAGGAGUUAUUUUAAACUACUUCACGGGGAACAGAGUGUGUUUUGCUGUUGUUGCUAAAAAUAAGGUGUUUUAUGUAAAACAAAAAUAAAUGGUAGCAUCAAGAAAGGUGAGGGAAGUUGAUAGUGACGUUGGAAAAAGUCAAACGAAAGUGAAGUGAAUUGUGAUUGUUUUCGAGCAGACGCGAGAAUAACACGGAUUGCAGGAAGUCUUGCCUACGGAAUAAGUUGUCAAAUACAACUGCCGGACUUCAAAAAAAAAAUUAUUGAGGAUUAGAACUACAGAUUUUCCGUUUCGAUGUUGAUCAAGUGGAUGAGAAGUAUCAGUUAUAAAAUGACCGAUUGAUGCCUGUUUUCAAAAAGGUGAGCACCUGCUGUAAACGAGGCUGCGUUGGGCGCUAAAUAAUCAGUUGCUGGCCAUACAAAACGACUUACUGGUUUCCGGAUCCAGGUGUCGGAAGUACCGGAAAUUCUGAGCCUACAAUUUCAAUCAUCACCCUGACAUACCUUGUUCACCAUCCACGCUAAGACCCUCGCAGACAUACUGACAACAUAACGAUGGUGUGAACUCGAAAAUCAAGCUGCAUCUGUGAACGGAUGUCGGUGGGUAGCACGGAAACAGACCCAGCAUCAACCCUCGGACGAGUCGCUAGUAAUAGCGGGAAACCAGUUGGCAGACGGAGGUACAACUCCUCCCGCGAUUGAGCGGGUUAUGACGAAACUCAUUCUGUUGCAUGUGCUGGGCACACUGCUAGGACCGUUGAUUGUUUUGACGUUGCUACUAACGACACCGGACAGUUGCGCUGGCCAGCGUGAAUCACAGCUUCGGCUAGGGAAAGCAAUCAACAUCUUUAUCCGUUAUGGCUAUCUUUCGAUUUCGAUGAAGGUGAUCUCGUACAAUGACAGCGAGACGUGGCUGUUCAAGGAGCCGACGAAAAAUAUUUUCAAGGGCUUGGAUCAGCUUAAUACCGAGGAGUAUGAAGUGAAACCAGGCAUCUUCAACGGUGACUUUCACAUGGAGUUUUGCGACAAUAAGCGCCAGUUGUUUCAAGCCUACUUCAGAGACUUCCAGAUCGAACGACUAGACAAUCCUUGGCGGGCAUACACGGAAGGCUGGCACACAGAAAUCGCUGCUAAGAAGUUAGGAAUUCAAAGCAAAUAUCUGGAGCGGGACGAUUACUGCUACGUGUUGGUUCGAGUUUCCCGAUUCCGAGACAGUGCCAAAUUUUCAAAACCCGUUCCACCUAACCAAGUGCUGGAGAACGAUGUUCAGCGAAAAGUACAAAGUGUAGCUGUCGGAGAUACGACCUCUGCUGUUCAGUUCAUGAAUAAAUACGGAACUCAUUACAUAAAUUCUUACGUGACAGGAAAUUCACUCUACCAAGUAUUUGUGUUCAACAAGCGAAACUACGCACACAUAAAAGAAAAAUUAAAAUCACGAGGAGUGCUGGCACUUUCCAAAGUGGACCUGUACGACCAUUUUGCUCCAUGGUACGUGGAACAUAUGGGUAAGAUACGGUGUGCAAGUGGGAACACCACAGUGGAAUCUUGGGCAUCCCGGAAACUUCGACUGUCUUACUAUGUUUUCACCUAUAGUAGUUUGCUCAAGCUGCACGGUGAUGGAGCGCUGUUGCGAAUAUUGAGCGAAUUGCUGCAGAACGAAGCUAUUCUGCAGUUGGAUCUGAAGUCGCUUAGUGUGAUUUUCAAAGAACCGACCAAGCGGGCAUGGUUUGAAGAAAUAUUAGAUAACUAUCUUAAACUGUGGGAGGUGAAUAUGUAAAUUGAUCAACAGCACAAUCGUAGGAUUCCUACACAUCCUAAAUAGCUGGCAUAAAACAAGUUAGUCAUAGUGGAACAACAUUAACUGAUAAAUAUGAGGAACAACUCCAAGUGAGAAACCAAAGUAAAGUUUUAGUGCGAUGAGACCAACUGAGUACUGCUAGAUUGUUAUUAAAUUAACAACGUUCUUCCAUAGAGUGGUACACAAGUAGAUUGGCAGGAAACACUUGCCAUGAUGAUACUAGAAAUAAUACAUUUUAUCGUAUUGCACAUAAAUUUUCUUCGGAAAAAUCUAUCUGUUUGGACGUGAUCAUUGAGAUUCGAACAGGUUGCUAACAACUAAAAUCAACGUGAUUACUUUCAAAAACACGUCCGUAGUUGUCAAAAUUUUAAAAUGUCAUCGGAAUAUGUCAAAUACGAUGUCGAAUUAUUGCUUUUUAGGUGUACUGUUCUUCUAAAGUCAAAAAAUUGUCUGUUCUAUCCUGAAAGAGUAUUAGGUCUCUACGAUACCAUAGCCAUAACAAGCGGAUUGAGCCGUCAAUUCCAUUCAAUUAAAAAUUUACUCAUUUUGUUCAACUUUCUUCAAUUCGGUUACUAAAACACCUUUUCUGGGCCACUCUGAAGUGCACUUGUUUAUAAUCAAAAUCCCCAUUGAUUUAGAUGGACUAUGAACGCAGUUUUUUAAACGUUCCUGGGAACAAUACGAUCAAAAUCGUUGAUUAGUUCGUGACCCCACGGCACAUUCUUAGCAUUCCAGCAUUGUUUUUUUUUUAAAUUCCGUUAUGAGUCAAACAAAUUUUCCUUUAUGAGAAAUAUGUAUCCGUGUUCCAGUGACUUACAUGCGAACUUAUCGUUAAGUGUAAUGUCGAGUUUGGAACGUGAAUAAUUGCACGAUUAGAGAAUGAAUGACAAGCGACUCUGCUUCCUUUAAUUGACAUUUUGUCACGAUAUCUGAACAGACACGUCUAAAGAAGGAUGUUGAAACAGUACACGUGCACUCGUUUUGAUACACUCGACUAUCCGAACGUCACGAAUCUAUAAUUCUAGCUCGAUUGCUUUUAAACUUUUGCUGAAUACCAAAGCAUACUUGAAAUGUCAUAGUGCUGGGGAACACCGCUAUCCUAUAGAUUAUAAUAGAAUAUGAAAAGGUCCCUGACAAGAAACCUCAGAAUACGAAUACAUCGUAUAGUUUUGGUUAAAAUAUUUAAGAAUGAAAAAGGUUGCUCAUUUGAAAUAAUAUAACAAGAUGUCGAAAAUCCAAUUGAAUUAAAGCAGAAUUUUUAGGGGUUUUACUAAAAUAUGUAGGGAAAAUUGAAUAUAGGGGUAUCGUCACGGUAAAAUCGGCAGAACUAAUAAAUUGCAUGAAACAGUCUCAACUAAGUAUUAAAUUUUCUUGGAGUGCCAAGUAACCAGAGAUAGAGUAUGUAUGUAGUUAGUUAGACAAAUCAGUAAAAUGCCAGAUAAAUAACAAGUAAAGAAAUAUAAACAAACGAUUUGAACUACUACACAGCUGUGAUAGAUUAGACAAUAAAUAAAUAAAUAACUAAAUAACUAAAAUAUCCGGCGGCCAUUUGGUGGCUUGACUAUAUUGAAAAAGCAAUAGAAUUGCUUACACAUACCGUAACUAAUCAAGGAAAACCAUAUCACGAGCUCGCUUAUCGUGAUUUCAAGAAGACACUUUGAUCAAUUUUAAUUGCAACAUUAGCAGCAGAAGGCACUUGUUCUUCUGAUUAGGCACGAGAAGUAAAUUCUAUUUGAGGGCGAGCAUUUAAUUCGUGCAAUGCGAGUAAACAAUUACCGGAACCGAUAUCGAAUCAAGGUGUAACUUAAUUAGAUGUUGCAAAUUAUAACAUUUCUCAAGUACUUGUAAAUAUAUAUUCUAAAAAAAAGCAAAACGAAUAAAAUUAAAUGACAUAUCGUA
This is a messenger RNA of Malaya genurostris, 4413 nucleotides long. RefSeq names its product torso-like protein (gene tsl). Lineage: Eukaryota; Metazoa; Arthropoda; Insecta; Diptera; Culicidae. The coding region runs from base 1426 to 2493 and encodes 355 amino acids. The transcript has 6 exons. The record is from RefSeq and is a predicted model, not a curated record.